Molecule: messenger RNA, 762 nt
Organism: Trypanosoma cruzi
Lineage: Eukaryota; Euglenozoa; Kinetoplastea; Trypanosomatida; Trypanosomatidae
Exons: 1
Coding region: 1-762 (253 amino acids)
Source: RefSeq, a predicted model, not a curated record
AUGAUGCGACGGUGGAUUUUGUGGGAGCACACACUGCUGGCUGUGUUCUUUCUGCUCCUACUGUCAGGGUGGGGUGUGGAUGCGUGGAAUGUCGGAGAGAUCAUCCCCGUCACUCUGCACAUGCGCCUCAAGCGUGUGGCACCAACUGUUACCGUGGGCCGCAAUGACAUGGAAGAAUUAGAAGACAUGCAAGAGAGCGGCCAGGGUGAGCAGUUUCUCCGGCCACUGCCGCCCGACUUCUGCCCGCGCUUUGGCAUCAACAGACGUGUGCACCAGCCGGCCAAGCGACUCUUUGAGCACGCCCAUAAACAGACAAAAGCCUCCGGCCGUUCCCUCAGUGAUGUCGCCGUGCGCUUCCAGUUGGAGCGCGGUCUAAGCAAAUCGACCGCAUGGCUGCCGCUCUUAAAAACCACCGUGCGUCCCUCCAUGAGCAACAGGGGCCAAAAUGCAUCCGUUCGCGACGAGAACAUGCUCUAUCUAGCCGCUGUCACCUUCAGCUUUGGCUAUCAGGAAAGCACUUUUAAUAAAAUAACGACGUUCUACGCGGAGCCGGUCUAUGCACCAGUGCACCACGAAGAAAUUGAGCUCCAGUACCACUGGGAGGAGCGCCGCGCCUACAACCCACACAAGGCACUCAGCGCAUGUGCAUUCAUCUCCGUAUUUGCCACCAUUGCAGUCCUCUACAUGAUCAUCUUCUCUUCCCGCAGUCUCUCCAAAGAGAUAAAAAACAAAACAUUUACUCUACGCAGUCACCGGGAAUAA